This is a messenger RNA of Metschnikowia bicuspidata var. bicuspidata NRRL YB-4993, 1233 nucleotides long. RefSeq lists its product as uncharacterized. The record is from RefSeq and is a predicted model, not a curated record. Bases 1 to 1233 code for a protein of 410 amino acids. Gene Ontology annotation, cellular component: membrane. The transcript has a single exon. NCBI's taxonomy places the organism in Eukaryota, Fungi, Ascomycota, Pichiomycetes, Serinales, Metschnikowiaceae. Gene Ontology annotation, biological process: monoatomic cation transport; transmembrane transport. Gene Ontology annotation, molecular function: monoatomic cation transmembrane transporter activity.
AUGGCCUCUGGCUCCAAGCUGCCAAAACAAAGUGCUGGCGUGUCGGGAGUUGGCAAACAAGCCCCCACCCAAAGCACGCAGGGACAUUCACAUACUCAUGAAGAUCGCCACGAUGACACAGGCAAUCUCCACAGCCAUGACCACAAAUCGCUAUUCCACACCCAUACCCACUCCAACCAUCAUAACGAGCUUUUGGGUAAGGGAUUUCUCACGAACCCGGCAGUAAGAAUCACGUGGAUCGGGCUCGUGGUGAACGUUGUCAUGGCCGGGUCGAAAGCCGUGGGUGGAGUCUACUUCCAUUCGCAAGCCUUGAUAGCAGAUGCAAUCCACUCUGUAUCUGAUAUGGUUGCUGACUUUUUGACGUUGGCAACCGUGAACGUUGCUCUGAAGGAAGGCUCCUAUACCAAAUACCCAUUGGGAUAUGGAAAGCUCGAAUCACUAGGCACGUUUGCUGUGGCCGGAGUGCUCUUGUUUGCCGGCUUCACAGUAGGGUGGUCUUCAUUGCUACAGAUCUUUGAGAUUUUCUUGCCCUCCCACAUAUAUGAGCAGUUGCUGGUGUUGCAAGUGCAUUCACACUCUCACUCUUUGGGCCCCGAUAUACCCGCAGACCACUCUCACUCCCACGCGUCCGUUGGUCUGUCUGAGAGGGUUGCACCCAAUAUCAAUGCUGCAUGGAUCGCUCUCGCGUCUAUCGGUGUAAAGGAAAUUCUCUACCGGAAAACCAUGAGCGUGGCGCAUCAAACGAACUCAAAGAUUCUUGUUGCCAACGCAUGGCACCAUAGAGUUGACUCUUUGACCGCUGGUGUUGCUUUCAUUACUGUGACUAGCGGCGUUCUAUUGGGUUGGUCUUGGUUGGACGCAGUCGGGGGUCUUGUUGUUUCAGCAUUGAUCAUGAAGGCGGGGUCUGGAAGCUUGAAGGUCGCUUGGUAUGAACUAAUAGACAGGGGCUCCGACCCCAAAUCCGAGGAUUACACCCAGAUCAGGCUGAUUGUCGAUACCGAAGUGAAGAACGUUUCACAAGCAAUGAAAACCGGAUUUCAGUUGACGGACUUUUCGGUGUUGACGGCUGGCGCAAGAACGAACUUGAUUCUCAAGUUAACCACAGACAAGGACAUAGCGUUAGCCGCCAUCAAUGACUUGGAGCACGAUUUGGUUGCAGGAAUCCGGGAGAAGGACAAGACCGUCGGGAAAGUUUUUGUCGAGUAUUCGUUGAACGAUGACAAGCACACAUGA